UCCGGGGCUGCACUGCGCAUGCCCGGGGCUGCCGGCUGCAGGAGGCGGUGGUCCAGGCUGAGCGCGCCGCGCGCGGUUCAGUCAUUACCGAUUGUCCUCCUCCUCCGGGAACUCGAGGGCGCUGCGGCGCGGCCGGGCUGAGGGCCGGCGGGGCGGAUGCGAGGGCCGCCUCCCCGGGCCGUGGAGAGCUUUCUUGGAGAGCUCAGCACGAGCCCCUCCGGAGCCCCCCGGUACCGUCCGCGGGGCGCCGAGCCUGCGCGCGCGGGUUUGGGCCGUGGGACGGCGAGGCCGCCCAGAGGAAGGUCCGAUGGCGAGGAAUUUGUCUGUUCUCCUGAUCCUGACUUUGGCCUUUUCCUUCACACAUCCGCUUCAUGAACUGGAAUCAGCAGUUGCUUUCCCUCAGACCACUGAGAAAAGUCAGCCCAGCUGGGAAUCCGGCAUUAACAUUGACUUGGCAGUUACUACCCGACGACAUCAUCUGCAGCAACUUUUCCACCGCUAUGGGGAAAAUAAUUCCCUGUCUGUGGAAGGAUUCAAGAAAUUGCUUCAGAAUAUAGGCAUAGACAAGAUGAAAAGAAUCCACAUCCAUCAUGAUCAUGACCAUCACUCAGACCGCAGCCGUCACUCUCACCGUAACCGUGCUGCUUCCAAUAAAAAUCAUCGCAAAGCCCUUUGCCCCGAGCGGGACUCUGAGAGUUCAGGUAAGGAGCCUAAACACAGCCCCGGAAAAGGAUCUCACCGGCAAGAGCGGGCGGAGCGGAAGCAGAACAUCAAGGAGGGUGUGAGUGAAGUGACCUCCACUGUGUACAACACUGUGUCAGAAGGAACUCACUUUCUGGAGACAAUCGAAACUCUAAAACCUGGAAAACCCCUCCCCAAAGAUGGAAGCAGGUCCACUCCACCCAGCAUCACACAGAAGAGCCGGGUCAGCCGGAGGGCUGGGAGGAAAGGCAACGAAUCUGUGAGUGAGCCCAGAAGAGGCUUUAUAUAUUCCAGAAACACACAGGAAAAUACGCAGGAGUGUUUCAAUGCAUCCAAGCUGCUUACCUCACAUGGCAUAGGCAUCCAGGUUCUGCUGAAUGCAACAGAAUUCAACUACCUCUGCCCAGCCAUCAUCAAUCAAAUCGACGCUAGAUCUUGUUUGAUUCAUACAACGAGCGAAAAGAAGGCUGAAAUCCCUCCAAAGACCUAUUCCUUACAAAUAGCCUGGGUUGGUGGAUUUAUAGCCAUUUCCAUCAUCAGCUUCCUGUCUUUGCUGGGAGUUAUCUUAGUGCCUCUCAUGAACCGUGUAUUUUUCAAAUUUCUCCUGAGUUUCCUUGUGGCACUGGCUGUUGGGACAUUAAGUGGUGAUGCUUUUUUACACCUUCUUCCUCAUUCUCAUGCAAGUCACCACCAUAGUCAUAGCCAUGAAGAACCAGCAAUGGAAAUGAAAAGAGGACCACUCUUCAGUCACCUGUCUUCUCAACACAUAGAAGAAAGCCCCUAUUUUGACUCCACGUGGAAGGGUCUGACAGCUCUAGGAGGCUUGUAUUUCAUGUUUCUGGUUGAGCAUGUACUCACAUUGAUCAAACAAUUUAAAGAUAAAAAGAAAAAGAAUCAAAAAAAACCUGAAAGCGAUGAUGAUGUGGAGAUUAAGAAGCAGUUAUCCAAAUACGAAUCUCAACUUUCAGCUAAUGAAGAGAAAGUAGAUCCAGAUGAUCGACCUGAAGGUUAUUUACAAGCGGACACACAAGAACCCUCCCACUUUGAUUCUCAACAGCCAGCCAUCUUGGAAGAAGAAGAGGUCAUGAUAGCUCAUGCCCACCCACAGGAAGUCUACAAUGAAUAUGUACCCCGAGGGUGCAAGAAUAAAUGCCACUCCCAUUUCCAUGAUACGCUCGGCCAGUCUGAUGAUCUCAUUCACCACCAUCAUGACUACCAUCAUAUUCUCCAUCAUCACCACCACCAAAACCACCACCCCCACAGUCACAGUCAGCGCUACUCGCGGGAGGAACUGAAAGACGCCGGCAUUGCCACAUUGGCCUGGAUGGUGAUAAUGGGUGAUGGUCUACACAACUUCAGCGAUGGCCUAGCCAUUGGUGCUGCUUUUACUGAAGGUUUAUCAAGUGGUUUAAGUACUUCUGUUGCUGUAUUUUGUCAUGAGUUGCCGCAUGAAUUAGGGGACUUUGCUGUUCUCCUAAAGGCUGGCAUGACUGUUAAACAAGCUGUGCUCUACAAUGCUCUAUCAGCCAUGCUGGCAUAUCUUGGGAUGGCAACUGGAAUUUUCAUUGGUCAUUAUGCUGAAAAUGUUUCUAUGUGGAUAUUUGCACUUACUGCUGGCUUAUUUAUGUAUGUCGCUCUGGUCGAUAUGGUUCCUGAGAUGCUACACAAUGAUGCUAGUGACCAUGGAUGUAGCCGUUGGGGAUAUUUCUUUCUACAGAAUGCUGGGAUACUCUUGGGCUUUGGGAUUAUGUUACUUAUUUCUAUAUUUGAACAUAAAAUAGUGUUUCGUAUUAAUUUCUAAUUAGGGUAUAAAUGCUAAAGUAGCUUAAAAAGCAUUGCUGUCUAUAGUUUGAAUAGGUCACAGAGAGAAAUUUGUUACACUGUGAUAUAGAGCAGUUAAAAUUAGUGGAUUUUGUGACUUUUGUAUUGAGUAUUGCUGUUUGUUACACUUAUAAGUCAGUUAUGUUGGUAGCAUAAAGGUACGUUUUACUAUUUAAGUUAUUCUAUUUUGGAAAUAUAAGCUAUAUGUGCAAUUCACCAAUAUUAUCAAUUUAUUAUACAAACAAGAUUUGGCAUGAAUUAUUGUGUGUAUUUCAGGGAAAAUUUCUCAAUAGCUUUUCUGAAACUAAUUUAACAUAGUAAUUCCCAUAUUGGAUUUUGGACAUCUGACAAAAUGCCGCUGCCGAAGAUUCAGAAUUGUGCAUGAACACCAAGAUACCGAUAAAGCUCCUACUGAAUUUAAGUUACAAGAAAAGAAAGAAGAAUCUGAUCAUUGAGGAGGUGUAAAUUACUUAUAAAAACAUCACAAAAUUGGCUGUCAUGUAGAAGGAGCAUAGAUUAAGUGAGAAAAAAGGCAAAAUCAUUAUAGAAUAUAUUCAUAACCACUUGUGUAAGAGUAUUAAUAUCCCUGUAAUAACACAAUGAGCACUUAUACAAUAACUUCACUGUACAUUUGACUUUGUGUAAGUGUAGAAAACUUUUUAUUAACAAAUCUAAGUAAAUUUAAUUAAUUCAGUUUACCACUUGGUCCAGAAAUUGGAGUUUUGAAAUAUUUGUGUAGAGAUAUACCAGAUGAAUAUAAUGAGUACAUUUUUAGAUUUCCAGAAGAUUUAGUAAUCACCAAGUUGGAUAUUGCCAAAUGUUAUAUGAUUGUGUAUACUGCUAAUCAGGUCUACAAAAUAACAGAAUAUUGAGACUUGGAUUUAUAUUUGGGGUAAAACCAUAUUGAGUAAAAUCUGACUUCUUUGGUGUCUCAGUGUUGUCAUUAUGAGCAAUUGUCAUUUUAUAUAUAGUACUAUAGACAGACUAGGGCUGUCUGGCAUUCUCUAGAUUUUUUUUUUCUACAAAAUAAAUUCCUUAUGUCAGCUCAA
Ochotona princeps (American pika) is the source of this 3572-nucleotide messenger RNA. It is a transcript of the gene SLC39A6, whose product is annotated as solute carrier family 39 member 6. The transcript has 10 exons. Gene Ontology annotation, molecular function: zinc ion transmembrane transporter activity. Lineage: Eukaryota; Metazoa; Chordata; Mammalia; Lagomorpha; Ochotonidae. Gene Ontology annotation, cellular component: membrane. Bases 308 to 2503 code for a protein of 731 amino acids. Gene Ontology annotation, biological process: zinc ion import across plasma membrane; intracellular zinc ion homeostasis. The record is from RefSeq and is a predicted model, not a curated record.